GUCCGCCGCUUCAUUCUCGCGGCGGCGGCCAGUGGAACUAUGAAUCUAUGGGCCACUGCCAACCCACUCUGUAAGUUGGGCCCACAAGGGUUAGGGGCCCACCUGUCAUUGGAUAGUGACAGCAUCAAGGAGGUAGGCAAGGCAAGUGCGCAACCACUGCUUGGAUUCUCACGAGCCGGGGCACCACCAACACCCACCCGUUCGUCCCCUCUUGGAUUCUCACGAGCCGGGGCGGCGCCGCGCCUUCUUCCCUUCGAAUCUUUUGGCACAGGUGUAUAUGAUACUGGUAUGGCUGAUCUGAUCCACGUACGUGCCAGCCCGAGGCAUUCGCUGUCUGUUCAUCGUUCAUCUUCAGUUCGACCACCACCGGCUUCACAAGUGACAGUUCGGUUUACCAACCCAUUGUUUUGUUCUGCUAAACUUCACAAGGCUCGUCCUUUGGUGGCAGCAGCACUUGAGGUUUCCAAGGACUCCUCCUCAACGGGUCUGGCCAAUCGCCAGCCUUCCAAAGGGGUUAUUGAAACCUGGCGCAAUGCCGAUGCAGUAUGUUUCGAUGUUGAUAGUACGGUCUGCCUGGACGAGGGUAUUGAUGAGCUCGCUGAUUUCUGCGGUGCUGGGCAAGCCGUUGCCGAGUGGACAGCAAAGGCAAUGACAGGAACUGUUCCGUUUGAGGAGGCAUUGGCAGCCAGGCUGUCCUUGAUCAAGCCAUCUCUGUCCCAAGUUGAGGAGUGCUUAGAGAAGAGGCCGCCAAGGAUUUCUCCUGGAAUGGCUGAUUUGAUUAAGAAGCUAAAAGCUAAUAAUACUGAUGUGUUCCUUGUGUCAGGAGGCUUCCGACAAAUGAUCAAGCCUGUGGCAUUUGAGCUUGGCAUUCCUCCUGAAAACAUCAUUGCAAACCAACUACUCUUUGGAACUUCUGGAGAAUAUGCUGGAUUUGACCCCACAGAGCCCACUUCAAGGAGUGGGGGUAAAGCACGAGCAGUGCAACAAAUAAGACAGGACCACGGUUAUAAGACUAUCAUUAUGAUUGGAGAUGGCGCAACUGAUCUUGAGGCUCGGCAACCUGGCGGAGCAGACUUGUUCUUCUGUUAUGCGGGUGUCCAGAUGAGAGAGGCAGUCGCAGCAAAAGCCGACUGGGCCGUUUUCAACUUUCAAGAGCUGAUUGCCGAGUUGCCAUAAGUUGAUUCCUUACAGUUACAGCAAUUCUGAAUCUUGCAUUGUUGACACUGUUUGGCAAAAUAAUUUCAGCCGCUAUUCAAGCUGUAUCUGGUUGCAAGUAUUUGUUAUUUUCAUCACCCCUGUAGCGUACCUCUUUUUUUUUCGCCCCUUUUUUUGAGAUGAUCUUGAACCAUAUAUUUAAUGGUUAUGUUUCGGUAUUGUGAGUGAAGUAUCGAUCUUCUGAGCAA
Molecule: messenger RNA, 1403 nt
Organism: Phragmites australis (common reed)
Lineage: Eukaryota; Viridiplantae; Streptophyta; Magnoliopsida; Poales; Poaceae
Product: phosphoserine phosphatase, chloroplastic-like
Exons: 8
Coding region: 40-1176 (378 amino acids)
Biological process (GO): dephosphorylation; L-serine biosynthetic process
Cellular component (GO): cytoplasm
Molecular function (GO): L-phosphoserine phosphatase activity; magnesium ion binding
Source: RefSeq, a predicted model, not a curated record